Molecule: messenger RNA, 838 nt
Organism: Syngnathus acus (greater pipefish)
Lineage: Eukaryota; Metazoa; Chordata; Actinopteri; Syngnathiformes; Syngnathidae
Exons: 4
Coding region: 101-838 (245 amino acids)
Source: RefSeq, a predicted model, not a curated record
GUGGCAGACUGCCGCUACUUCCUGAAAGGCAACAGAGAGCACCUGCUGAGGAUCUUGCCCCUUCAGGACCAACACAUGGACACAGUGGCAUUCAGACAGCAUGGGCUCCAGAAUCAGACAAAAUCCUGAGCGAGCCUUCAUCGUAUUCUUUGGGGCAUCAUGUCCUAUAGCCAGAGAUGAAGUCAUUCAAGAUAGAGGACAGUGGCUAUACAUACUGUACAUGCUGUUAAAUGUCAAGCAAUGCCAUCUAAGCCAAACAACUGCCAGAAAUGGAUGGUGCCUGCGAGCCACCCCUGUAAACCAACAGCCCGUCCUCGCAGGCAUUGACCCGGCUAACAUCAGACGAGAAGCAGCCACGCUGGCCCUCUCCCGAAAGGCACAGACCAGUGAAUCCCACCUCCUCCAUAAGAUCGUCACAGAGACACCACGACGCGUGCGCGUAAAGUCACGACACCCCUUUGCCAUCCAAGCCCAUGAGCUGCUCAGCACAACAUUAGCUGACACUUCCAAGGCCACCUGGAUCAAGACCAAAUGGAGAGAACAGUGGAAGUCAGCAGAACCAUCUAGGCUGCACCACUACAUCAAUGACCCCACAGACGUCUCUGGCCAGGACUUGCCUCUCAACCGCCUGAGGACCGGCGUUGGAUGCUGUGGAGCUGCAAUGAAGAGGUGGGGACUCGCAGAUAGUGCCUCCUGCGAGUGUGGGGACCCAGUCCAGACAGUAGAGCACAUGAUCAGCAGUUGCCCCAAACACCAGCCACCGAAUGGCGAACAAGGCCUGAUUGAUCUGGACGACGACACGUUGACCUGGCUCGCCUCAACAGAGCUGCAAGUCUGA